Molecule: messenger RNA, 489 nt
Organism: Cooperia oncophora
Lineage: Eukaryota; Metazoa; Nematoda; Chromadorea; Rhabditida; Trichostrongylidae
Source: the annotation of a GenBank genome assembly
UUGAAUUUUUUACCGUUAUCGCGUUCCCUAUCUUCUAUUUCCAGACGAUGGUUAACUGAUAACUGCAUUCCUCUUGUACGUGAAAUAACUUUCGAGAACGCUGAAGAGUUAACAGAGGAAGGAAUUCCUUUCCUUAUCUUGUUCCGUCAUCCUGAUGAUAAAGAGAGUGAAAAGGUGUUCACAGAAGCAGUAAUGAGAGAACUUCCUGAUCAAAAAGCCGCGAUAAACUGUCUUGUCGCUGAUGGCAAGAAAUUUGCCCAUCCACUCCAUCAUCUUGGUAAGAGAGAAACCAUCCAGAAAACUACGUCGUUCGUGCUUGAUCUCCACAGUGGCAAGUUGCAUCGAGAGUUCCAUCAUGGUCCAGAUCCGGUCGUUCAGCAGGUCACUGUCCAACCGGAUGAAAUAGAGACGCAGCCGCCGCCGUCUGUAUUCGAGAAACUCAAACCGUCGCACACAAGGUAUACAAUUCUCGACAAAGAUGAGCUGUAA